Molecule: messenger RNA, 711 nt
Organism: Penicillium paradoxum
Lineage: Eukaryota; Fungi; Ascomycota; Eurotiomycetes; Eurotiales; Aspergillaceae
Gene: erg2
Product: C-8 sterol isomerase ERG2
Exons: 2
Coding region: 1-711 (236 amino acids)
Biological process (GO): ergosterol biosynthetic process
Cellular component (GO): endoplasmic reticulum
Source: RefSeq, a predicted model, not a curated record
AUGCCUUCCAAAUCCUCCAAGUCCUCCAGCUCCAGCUCCGGCUGCCGCUGCCGCUGCUUGUCCUUCAAGGCGCUGAGCUACCUAGCCAUCUUCCUGGCUCUGUUCUCUGCCGUCUACCGAUUCCUCGAUGCGCGCCUCGAGCAAUUCUACAUCUUUGACCCGGAGCACCUGCACGAUAUGUCGCAGCGCGCUAUCAAGGCCCAUGGAGAGGACACCCGCUCCAUCGUCGACUUCAUUGUUGCCGAGCUGGGGCAGAAGGUUGAUCCCAAGUACCUGAGUACCGAGGAAGAGUGGGUUUUCAACAACGCCGGUGGUGCCAUGGGCGCUAUGUACAUCAUUCACGCCAGUAUCACCGAGUACCUGAUCAUCUUCGGCACUGCCAUCGGUACCGAAGGCCACAGCGGCCGCCACACCGCCGACGACUACUUCAACAUCCUCCAGGGCACCCAGCUGGCCUACGUCCCCGGGGAGUUCAAGCCCGAGGUCUACCCCGCCGGUAGCGUGCACCACCUGGUCCGCGGCCAGGUCAAGCAGUACAAGAUGGAUGAGUCUUGCUUCGCGCUUGAGUACGCCCGUGGCUGGAUCCCUCCCAUGCUCUUCUUCGGCUACGCCGAUACCUUCUCCAGCACCCUGGACUUCCCGACGUUGUGGGCGACCUCGCGCAUCACCGCUCGCGAGAUGAUCACCAACUUGUUGCAGUACAAGCUGUAA